Messenger RNA from Apaloderma vittatum (bar-tailed trogon), 741 nucleotides. It is a transcript of the gene MRPL45, whose product is annotated as mitochondrial ribosomal protein L45. The transcript is spliced from 7 exons. NCBI's taxonomy places the organism in Eukaryota, Metazoa, Chordata, Aves, Trogoniformes, Trogonidae. The annotation marks the transcript as partial. The record is from RefSeq and is a predicted model, not a curated record. Gene Ontology annotation, cellular component: mitochondrion.
UCCCCUGAGGAGAAGGAGAGGAGACUCAGGUCUUUGGGGCCGCGCUUUCCUGAUGAACGUAUAGAAAGGGCUUUCUACUUGGCCUCCACAGCUGAAAUUAUAGACCCUUAUGUCCCUCCCGAGGGCGAUGCCCGCUUGACUUCCCUAUCCAAAGAUGGGCUGAAGCAAAAGAUGGAGAAGCUGAAGCAGACGGCUGCCUCCCAGCUAUCUCUGCGAAAGAUAAAAGAUCAUGAUCCGGAUUUCAGCACCAAAACCUUUCCAGAGAAGGCGCAGCAGAUAUUUAUUGAAGCUCACAAUUGCCUGGCAAACUUCAACAAGCAGAAGCUUCACUCCCUGGUGACAGAGCGCUGCUACCCGGAAAUGGUCCGCGGGAACAGGUACAAGACCAUCCGGUGGAGCUUUGUGGAGUCGCUGGAGCCUCCGAGAGUGGUUCACGUUCGAUGCGACAGCAUCGUGAACCGAGGCAACCUGUACGGCCAGGUCACGGUGCGCAUGCACACGCGGCAGAUUCUGGCGAUCUACGAUCGCUUUGGGCGCCUGAUGUACGGUGGGGAGCAGGUGCCUAAGGACGUUUUGGAGUAUGUCGUGUUUGAGAGGUACCUGGUUAACCCGUACGGCACGUGGAGGAUGCACGGCAAGAUCGUCCCGUCGUGGGCUCCGCCGAAGGACCCCAUCAUUAAGACGGUCAUGCUUCCUGGCCCAACCUUGGAUCCCUCACGAGAGCAUGAGGAAGCGAAGUAG